Molecule: messenger RNA, 846 nt
Organism: Rotaria sp. Silwood1
Lineage: Eukaryota; Metazoa; Rotifera; Eurotatoria; Philodinida; Philodinidae
Source: the annotation of a GenBank genome assembly
AUGACUACUAGUGAUAUCUCUUCUCAAAUACUACAAGAUCAGAUAAAAUCACUUUCAGAACUAACAUUAUCAACAAUAGAACAGUUUGAAAUUUCAACUGAACGAAAAACUCGUGACUGUGUUGUAUGUGUUACAGAUAAGUUUCUUGAUCAAUUUGAAGGUAUCUUUGGCGACACAUGUGUGCAUAUUGAACGAACAGUUUGUAAUUCAUGUGUCUACGAAAAUACUAAAUAUGUUGUUGAAGAUUCAAUGAUUUAUUUUGGAGAUGUUAUAUGUCCUGAACCGAAUUGCAAUGGAGAAUUUGACUAUAAUGGAAUUCGACAAAUUCUUGUUUUCAUUGGAAAAAAUUCUCAAUUAUUCGAACAAUACGAUCUACAUUUGAUGUAUCGGCAACUUGAACAUAUGUCUGAAUUUCUUUGGUGUGCAUACAAUUGUGGUUCAGGUCAAUUGUAUGAAGCAGGAUCUUCAAAUCCUGCAGUUACAUGUAAAAAAUGCAAUCGUCCUACACGUUUCAAACAUCGUGUUGUUUGGCACACGGACAUGUCAUGUGAUCAAUAUGAUCUUUUAAGUAAUCAACCAUCUGAAAACGAUGCUACUAACAAAUGGUUAGAAAUGUUUGCUAAACAAUGUCCACAAUGUCAUUGGCAUAUUCAAAAAUAUGAAGGAUGUGAUCAUAUGACAUGUCGACAAUGUAAAUAUGAGUUUUGUUGGAUAUGUUUUGUUGAUUAUAAACUUAUUGCAAGUAAAGGUGUCAGUCAACAUAAAACAACGUGUAGUCAUUAUCAGGUAUUAGUAUUACAUUUUGAAAUAGUACAUGUUCGCGGUAAAUGGUUUAUUAGCCAUUAA